GCGUACCCAGACAGCGACAGCCACAGCUGCCCGCACCACCCCUGCCGGCUUCUUAUCUCAGGUGGACAUGGCCUACAGGGGCCACACCCGACCCAGCUCCCCGACUCAGGCCCUGCAACUGACCCUGGCAUGGUUCCUGUUGGUGGCUUGUGAAGGAAGUCGCCCACUCCAAGGACAGCAUCCAGCAGGGGAUGCCCAGGCUUCUUCAAUUCCCCAGCCUUACCUGAGGAUCCAAGACCCUGGCUCGCACAAGAGGCCCCAUUUGCUGGGACCCUGCUGCCCCUUGGAGAUGGACGCAACAGGAACACUGAGCCCGGCUAGCUCCCCUGAUGGCUGUGGGCCACCCAGCCCUGGGUACGCGAGCUGCGAGUCGGACCCCACCUGCGGCCCCACGUGGCUCCCGCUCCGGGAGAAGAGGAGCUGCGAGACUCGCUGUCCCACCUACGGGCAGGCCUUCGCCGACGGCGCGGCCCUCUGUGUUUCGGCUCUGGGCCCGGCCGUGCCCGUGGCGGCCCCGGGAGCCCGUCCCUGCCUGGACGUGUCGGGGUGGGCGCCCCCUCGGCCCAGGGCGGCCCGCAGGGCCCGGCGCACCCGCCGCGCGCACCCUGCCGUCUCGGAGGCGGUGGGCAGCGGCAGUGGCAGCGGCAGCGGCGGCGGCCCUUAG
Ochotona princeps (American pika) is the source of this 664-nucleotide messenger RNA. RefSeq names its product retbindin-like. Gene Ontology annotation, molecular function: riboflavin transmembrane transporter activity; signaling receptor activity; riboflavin binding. Gene Ontology annotation, cellular component: external side of plasma membrane. The record is from RefSeq and is a predicted model, not a curated record. Lineage: Eukaryota; Metazoa; Chordata; Mammalia; Lagomorpha; Ochotonidae. Bases 68 to 664 code for a protein of 198 amino acids. The transcript is spliced from 4 exons.